Messenger RNA from Cebus imitator (Panamanian white-faced capuchin), 1375 nucleotides. RefSeq names its product allantoicase (gene ALLC). The transcript is spliced from 11 exons. Gene Ontology annotation, molecular function: allantoicase activity. The coding region runs from base 2 to 1267 and encodes 421 amino acids. The record is from RefSeq and is a predicted model, not a curated record. Gene Ontology annotation, biological process: allantoin catabolic process. NCBI's taxonomy places the organism in Eukaryota, Metazoa, Chordata, Mammalia, Primates, Cebidae.
CAUGGCCGAUGCUCCAAAGGAGGGAAGAUUGAUCCGAUUUCUGGACUUCACCCAGCUGAUAGACAUGGCAUCUGAAUCUGUAGGAGGAAAAAUUUUAUUUGCAACAGAUGACUUUUUUGCUCCUGCAGAAAACCUCAUAAAGAGUGACAGCCCGUGCUAUAAAGAGCAUGAAUAUACUGAGUUUGGGAAAUGGAUGGAUGGCUGGGAGACCAGGAGGAAAAGGAUUCCAGGUCACGACUGGUGCGUCCUCAGGCUGGGGAUCCAAGGAGUCAUCCGGGGCUUCGACGUGGACGUUUCUUACUUCAUGGGAGAUUACGCUCCUCGGAUGUCAAUUCAAGCAGCAAACUUGGAAGAAGAUAAACUACCAGAAAUUCCAGAAAGAGGAAUCAGGACCGGAGCCGCGGCCACACCCGAGGAGUUUGAAGCCAUUGCUGAGCUAAAAUCUGAUGACUGGAGUUACUUGGUUCCCAUGACAGAGCUUAAGCCAGGAAACCCUGCUUCCGGCCACAACUAUUUUCUUGCCAAUUCCCAGCAGAGGUGGACUCACAUCAGACUCAACAUUUUCCCAGAUGGUGGAAUUGCACGGCUUAGAGUAUUUGGUACUGGACAAAAAGACUGGACUGCAACUGACCCCAAAGAACCUGAAGACCUAGCGGCCAUCGCUUUUGGGGGUGUCUGUGUAGGAUUUAGUAAUGCUAAUUUUGGGCACCCAAACAAUAUAAUAGGAGUUGGCAGUGCAAAGUCUAUGGUGGAUGGCUGGGAAACUGCAAGAAGGCUGGACAGGCCACCGAUAUUAGAAAAUGAUGAGAAUGGCAUUCUCUUGGUUCCGGGUUGUGAAUGGGCAGUUUUCCGAUUGGCACAUCCUGGAGUAAUAAGGCAAAUUGAAAUUGACACAAAAUAUUUUAAAGGCAAUGCUCCUGACAGCUGUAAAGUGGAUGGGUGCAUCCUGACAACUCAGGAAGAAGAAGACAUGAUCAAGCAAAAGUGGACUCUCCCGGCCCACAGGUGGAAACCGUUGCUUCCCGUGACCAAGGAUCCCGUGCAUCUGCUUGCUUUUCACCUGUCCCCCAACCAAAGUCACCUGUUCGACAGCCUGACCCUGGAGUUCCAAGAUGUCAUCACUCACGCGAGGCUCAUCAUUGUCCCUGACGGGGGAGUGAGCCGCCUUCGGCUCAGGGGCUUCCCCAGCUCCAUCUGCCUCCUGAGGCCCUGGGAGAAGCCCAUGAUGAAGUUCUCGGUGAAAGUGGGCCUCAGAGCAAACCCUUAACACACACAAAGCCCUGGUGUCGGAUAUAUGGCAGUAAUUUCCCGGUCACAGGCUUCUUUUCAAGUGUGUUCAACACCUGGUGAUUUAAUAAAGUGGUCAUCUCACAAA